GUUGUACGAGCCGGCAUGUUCGACAACCUCAGCCAGAGACUGGAGGGAGUGUGGGACACUGUCAGGAAGGAUGGCAAGCUCACAGCGGACAACAUCAAAACACCCAUGCGGGAGAUCCGGCGAGCCCUUCUAGAAGCAGACGUGAGUUUGCCAGUGGUGAGGCAGUUUGUGAAGAGUGUGGAGGAGACAGCGCUGGGGACCAAGGUUCUAAAGGGGGUGCGGCCGGACCAGCAGCUGGUGAAGGUAGUCAAUGAUCAGCUCGUAGAGCUCAUGGGCGGCCAGCAGCAGGACCUCAAUGACCCCAAGGACGGCCCCCAGGUCAUCCUGAUGGCGGGCCUGCAGGGAGUGGGAAAGACGACGGCGUGUGGGAAGCUGGCGUUGGCGCUGCAGAAGCGCAACAAGCGAGUCCUCAUGGUGGCCACCGAUGUGUACCGGCCGGCCGCCAUCGACCAGCUCGUCAGCCUGGGAGAGCGCAUCAAUGUGCCUGUGUUUGAGAUGGGCACGGAUGCAAAGCCGGCGGAGAUUGCGAGGAGGGGACUCGCCAAGGCUCGCGCUGAGGACUUUGACGCCAUCAUCGUGGACACAGCUGGACGCCUGCAGAUUGACGCCAACAUGAUGAGCGAGCUGCGGGAGGUGCAGGCGACGGUGCAGCCAUCAGAUACACUCCUGGUUGUGGACGCCAUGACCGGCCAGGAGGCUGCUGGCCUCGUCAAAGCCUUCAACGAGGCCGCAGAGAUCACCGGCGCCAUUCUCACAAAGAUGGACGGUGACAGCCGCGGAGGAGCGGCGCUGAGCGUGAAGGCGGUGUCCGGCAAGCCCAUCAAGUUUGUGGGCACAGGAGAAAAACUGGAGGCUCUGGAGCCCUUCUACCCUGACCGCAUUGCCUCGCGCAUCCUCGGCAUGGGGGAUGUGCUAACGCUGGUGGAGAAGGCAGAGGCGUCCAUCAAAGAGGAGGACGCUGCAGAGAUCACCAAGCGCAUGCUCAGCGCCAAAUUCGACUUCAAUGAUUUCCUGAAGCAGUACAAGAUGGUCUCGGGCAUGGGCAGCAUGGGGCAGAUCAUGAAGAUGCUCCCGGGCAUGAACCAGAUCACGGAGAAGCAGCUGAAUGAGGCGGAGAAGCAGUUCAAGAUGUUUGAAGCGCUCAUAAACAGCAUGACUCCCGAGGAGCGGACCAACCCAGACCUCCUCGCCAAGACGGCGUCGCGGCGGCGGCGGAUCGCGCGCGGGGCCGGCCGGAUCGAGGUUGACGUGACUAAUAUGAUCGGCACCUUUGGCGGCAUGCGCGCCAAAAUGCAAUCCCUCUCCAAGAUGAUGAAAAUGGGCGGCGGCGCGCCGGGGAUGCCGCAGCUGUCAGACCAGGAGCUGUUGGAGCAGACAAUCCAGUCAGCGGGCAGCUCAGUUUCCAGGGGGAAGGUACGCCGGAAGAAGGAGGGCGUGCGGCGGGGGGGCCGGGGGGGUCUGGCAGAGCUGACGCGACUGAGAUGAUCGGACAUUUGCAGGAACAUGCAGCAGCACAGCGCAAGCGGGGUUAUUUUCAGAACGCGGCAGUAAGGCAAUGCUUUUUAUAGAAACGUGGGACGGGUAGUGGCCAGCUGGGCUUCUUGGCUGUGUUGCCUCCCUGUGUGUUAGCAGUGUCAGAAGAGCUGGGCAGCUGACAAUAUGUUGACCGGGUUUUUGACUGUUCAUCUGAGACAUCAAAGUGCAGCUUCCUUGACUUUGUUGAACCUCCUUCACGA
This is a messenger RNA of Coccomyxa subellipsoidea C-169, 1736 nucleotides long. Its product is annotated as signal recognition particle protein. Gene Ontology annotation, biological process: SRP-dependent cotranslational protein targeting to membrane. The coding region runs from base 16 to 1485 and encodes 489 amino acids. NCBI's taxonomy places the organism in Eukaryota, Viridiplantae, Chlorophyta, Trebouxiophyceae, Coccomyxaceae. Gene Ontology annotation, molecular function: 7S RNA binding; GTPase activity; ATP hydrolysis activity. The transcript is spliced from 10 exons. The record is from RefSeq and is a predicted model, not a curated record. Gene Ontology annotation, cellular component: signal recognition particle.